This is a messenger RNA of Mercenaria mercenaria, 3531 nucleotides long. RefSeq lists its product as uncharacterized. The transcript is spliced from 4 exons. Lineage: Eukaryota; Metazoa; Mollusca; Bivalvia; Venerida; Veneridae. The coding region runs from base 1336 to 1671 and encodes 111 amino acids. The record is from RefSeq and is a predicted model, not a curated record.
AGUUUAUUACCAUUGUAGUGUCAGGCUAUGACGUCGUUCCAAGGAGGCGCAUGACAAAGACAUUAACAGAAUAUAUUAUUUCCUGCCCACAAACACACUAACAAAGUUUAGAAAAUAUUGCCGUGGCUGUGGACUUACAGCAUUUUCAGUGUUUUAUUGAAUUUGUUGUUCUUAUUUGCUUUUAAAAGUUUAAAAGAAACACAUGAACCGUUAAAGAUUGUGUCCGGAUGGUCCCAGCCAGCAUGACUAUAUCGGCCCGAUAUAGGUAUAAUGUCGGAAUGUCGGCAAAAUGUGUCGACGUAGGGCCGACGUCGGGCCGUUGUAGUGCCGCAAAAUAUUGAAAUCGGUAGAUCGACAUCAAUCAGUGUAACUGUUUCGUAUGUCGGAUUGACAUCGGGUCGAUAUUGGAUUCUCUAAUAUAACUAUAUUUUAUAAUAUUUAUAAUAUUUCAAAAUAUUGAUAAACGUGAAAAGUAAUCUAAUUGUUUAUAUGUGCUAAUUUAUUAAGCAAAUAAGAUGUAUACCAAAAUUAAUCGAACUAGGUUCCAAACAAAAUUUGUAGACGGUAUUUAUCAAAAUUUUAUAUGUAAUAAAGGGAGGUAAUAAUUAAGAUUCAUUUUUAUUUUUAUGUAAAAUACCGCCAUAGAAAUAUUUAUAUUUACAAAAAUUGAAAAUAUAAAUAUGUUUAAAAUUCUAACUGAACAAUUUUUAAUAGUGGUAACUGUAUAAAACAUGCAGAAUAUAGUUGUGAAAAAUAUUAUGUCAAUAAAAUCAAAUAAGCAUCAUGUAUAUGAUGCGAGACACAUCAUUUCCCAAGAAAAUUACUCUGAGAAUUUAUAAAGUGUAUAUUUUAAGAAAACUUUUUCACACUAUUUCGCCACCACGACAUGAUCUGCCAAUAUCGGGCCGAUAUCAUUUUGAUGUUAGCCAAAUAUCGUUUGCCAAUAUCGGUCCAAUGUCAUUAUGAUGUUGGCCCGAUACCGUCUGCCGACGUCGGGCCGACAUCAUUCCUAUUUGCAGCCGAAAUUGAAGCCUAUAUCGGGCCGUUAUAGACAACGACGUCGGUUUGAUAUCGGGCCGAUAUAGAAUGCUAGCUGGGGUAAUGUGGCCCGUUUAGUCGCCCAAAAAAAAGAAAGUGUACGAGAACUUUCUACGGACGUCGCCAUUUUUGUAUAAUUACUACUAAAAAGGAGAGCAAUACACUACCUUACAGUAGCAAAUAAAGCAGGUCCUAUAUAAAAUCUUCCUGUUUUUAACUAUAGCAUGCAACAGUAGCUGAUCAAAUUACCGUUACCCGACAGUUUCGAUAUUAAAGCGCGCUGAUAUACGCUACAAAAUGGAUAAGUUUUUACAGCGAGCACUGGUAUAUUCAUGCUGGAUCUUUAUCCUAUUCAACAUCGCUGACUGUCUGACGUGCGGUCAAACAAAAUGUUCAGAUGGAGAACUUUGUUGUAGUAAGGACAAAGGGGAGGCAAAGAAUUGUUGUUGUAAAACCACAAGCACAACAGGAUUCUCUAUACAUUGUUAUCCUGGAACUGUUACAUCUGUAGGAUUUCCAUGGUGGGCAGGUGUGAUUAUUGUUGUUGUGGUGAUUGCCAUUAUUGCAACCGUCGUGUUCUUAUUGUAUAGAAGAAAGAGGAGUCAGACAGCACAGCCCUUUCAACAAAUGUAGAACUGUUUUAGUUGAUAUAAUACUAAUCUGACCUCCCGAAAACUGUUCCUCAAUAAUUCCACACACUGAAUUUAAGUAACUUGUAAAAGGUUACAAUAUAUUAAAACUAUCUGUAUUAAUUAUGUUGAGAAAAACUCGUCCAAAUAUCCCGAAUCAAUCCCGUAUGUCAGCACGAAAUAUUGUAACAAAUUACCUGUAUAUAUCAUUUUACAAACAUAGAUAUAUUCAUAAUAUUGUAAAUUUGAUUUUUACAACGUAAUGUUAUAUAAUAUACAGUUUUAGUAUUACAUAAUGUUUUCUAAUAGUCUAAUGUGUAUACUUUACUAUCAUAUGUUAUUUUAAAAAGUAAGUAUAUAGACUUUUAACUAUUCUAUUAAGGGGCUCUGAGCUCUCAACGACAGUAGUCUAGUAAAAUUAUUCGUCAUAUUCUUAAAACAUGAACGAAGACAUAACACAAUAUAUUCAGUUAUGAUUAUAGUCUGUCAUUCGUACUUUCGGUUUAUCUUUACUUUGUGAAACUUAGUUAAAUUGUAUUUCACAUCACUCCAUAUUCCAUUUUAUUUUCAAUUGCUAUUUUUAAUAUAACCUAUUAUGAGAAACAUUUAAAACAAUUUUUUUAGAUUAAAGACCAAAGGGUUAUGUUAAACAUUGUUUAGGUAGAAACUGGUUGGAGGCUUCGUUUUUGGAACGUGGCUUUCCCUGUUGAAAUACUCAUCAUUCGUUUUGUCUGAAAAUUUUUGGAUGGCUCAUCAGAAAGAGGCUGACCAGUAAGAAUGUACUUUACAUCCCUUAUGAAAGAAAUGCAUUCAAGAACAGUUUACUUCAGAAUAAUUUGUGAUCAAUUUCUUCACUCUAUAAAAAACUUCUGGACUGAUAACAGCUAAAAAACUCACGCAGGGUUUAAUAUUUACUGAUAAAUUGUUUUAGUUUUGGCUAUUUUUAACACCAGAACUAUACUUAAUUCAUUGUAACAUUUCUUUCUUUUUGUAAAUAAGUAAGUAAUUUCCAUUAAUAAAGUAACUUGAAUCCUGUUGUUUUAACAGCAAUCAUUUUAGAUCGUUAAAAUAUCAUUAAUUAUACUUAUAUAAUUCAUAAGAUUGCUGUUAAUUUUAAGCACAUAGUCUCAAUAUAUAUAUAUAUAUUAAAAUACUUUAGAAUUUAUUGUGAUUAUUGUGUACUCUUUUGCAGAACUUUAUUAUUUUUAUUCACGAGACUGAUUUGUCUUUUUCAGUAGUUUUAGCAUUUUACUAACCUGUAUGUUUAGAUAAUUUUAAAGAAUUAAAAGCUAAGUGGCUGGUUUUGAAGCUAAUUCACUUUUUGCGUUAUUGCUAUCCUUUUUUUUUCUCAGUAAAUAUGUCAUCCUGACGUGUCAGCCAUUCUGACUAAAUAAACUGAUACCAUUUAAGUGCUAGACCACUGAUUUAACGAAGACACUAAAUAAACCUUUUAUUCCCAACAUCAGUGAUGCCACGGGAUCGUUUAAAAACGGUCAACUCGCUCGUAGGCAAAAAAUAUUUCCCACAACAUACAAUUAUGACAUGGAUGCUGGAAAGGAAUACACUAUAUACACGUAGCUAAUCUUACAUCAUUUUGAUUCAUAACCAUCCCCACCUGGGAACGCAACAAGGCUUAAAUGCUACAAAAUAUUUAGCCGUGGACAUCAAAUAAUCUAUAUUAUAACUUUUAUAUCCGCAAAUGAUAUACUGGAGUACUCAGACUUUGUUAAAAACUGCAGCUUUUCUUUCAUUUUAUUUUAUUACAGUUUGUAUAUGUCCCGCGUAUAUAUCUAUUGUUGUACUUGGAGAUGUUGUAAAUAUGGUGUGUGUUUAUAACUAGAGAAAGUAAAAUAUAGCUCUUUCA